This is a messenger RNA of Poeciliopsis prolifica (blackstripe livebearer), 1216 nucleotides long. RefSeq names its product small ubiquitin like modifier 1 (gene sumo1). Gene Ontology annotation, biological process: protein sumoylation. The record is from RefSeq and is a predicted model, not a curated record. Lineage: Eukaryota; Metazoa; Chordata; Actinopteri; Cyprinodontiformes; Poeciliidae. Gene Ontology annotation, cellular component: PML body; nucleus. The transcript has 5 exons. Gene Ontology annotation, molecular function: ubiquitin-like protein ligase binding; protein tag activity. The coding region runs from base 119 to 424 and encodes 101 amino acids.
AUUUUGAAAACACACCCUGCGUCAUUUCCGGCUGCUGCAGAAUUCUCACAACAUAGCCGUUAGGGAGCUAGCGCUAAUCUACUGUCGGGACGUUUACCGGGACAGAGGAGAGACCAACAUGUCGGACACGGAGACAAAACCUUCCGGUCAAGAUGGGGGCGACAAGAAGGAUGGAGAGUACAUCAAACUAAAAGUCAUCGGCCAGGACAGCAGCGAAAUCCACUUCAAGGUCAAAAUGACGACGCAUCUAAAGAAGCUGAAAGAGUCCUACAGCCAGAGACAGGGCGUGCCAGCGAGCACGUUACGGUUUCUGUUCGAGGGCCAGAGAAUCGCAGACAACCAGACUCCCAAAGAGCUGGGGAUGGAAGAUGAAGACGUCAUCGAGGUUUAUCAAGAACAGACCGGCGGACUUUGGGCCCAUUAAAUUUCCAGUUUUCUCUUUUUGCUGAUUUUCUAUUUUAUUUUGUAUGGAUGUCAUUUUGGUUCCGUUUCAAACCAUCUGGAUCCGAUCGGGCUUCCAGGGCUGGACGUUAGAUUUUACUGCUGAUGAUUUCAGGUUCUGCUUUUAAUCCAUGUUUGUUGUAAAACGGUGAAAAUGUUUUUCUGGCCUGAAGCAGACGAACGUUUUUGCUUCUGAAAGGUUUAAAGUCUCCAAACGUUCUAGAAAUAAUCAAACUGAAGAGAAUUUGAUGACCACAUUUAGAUUUUAUCCUUUUUUUCUGAUUUGGAUUUUAGUGAAGUAAAAAUCAUCUGAUCUGUUUCUGGGAGGAAACCGGAUUUAAUCUGACAGAAGCUGCUGCAGUUUGCUCAGUGGCCACUAGGGGGAGCUGGUGGUUUUCGAGCGACCGUCUCUGACCGAGAGGUCUCGCUCUGACCGGUUUCUGCGGGUGGAUUUUUCAGUGAAAUUACUGAUUUAAACUCGGAUCAUGUUUCAUCUUUAGCGUUAGCGCGCCGGAAUGCUACGUCUCUUCAGUUCCAGCUUCUGGAAUCAGAUUUUCUAUUUGAGCUUGUCGUUUUAAGCUCUGAUGAUGGAAAUGCUUCUUUUGAGAGGAUGAAGAGGCUGGCUGUGUGGUCUGGGAGACCCUCUCUCUCCACUGCCACUCGCUUCUCCCAGGUGGUGUUGGAAACGGCUCCGCCCCCUUCAUCCUCAUCAUCAUCAGGGGAACCGCGAUGCAGAUGGUUUGAAAGUCUGGAAGUGAGCCGUUUCUCUUUUUUU